Molecule: messenger RNA, 1810 nt
Organism: Amaranthus tricolor (Joseph's coat)
Lineage: Eukaryota; Viridiplantae; Streptophyta; Magnoliopsida; Caryophyllales; Amaranthaceae
Product: serine/threonine-protein kinase AFC2-like
Exons: 12
Coding region: 257-1540 (427 amino acids)
Biological process (GO): protein phosphorylation
Cellular component (GO): nucleus
Molecular function (GO): ATP binding; protein kinase activity
Source: RefSeq, a predicted model, not a curated record
CGCAUAAAUUUUGCCCAUAUCAUGGUGUUGAUUAUGAACGGUUAAGAUUAAGUGGCACAGGAUAAAUCUAGUGAACCGCCGCACAUGAUGGUAGCAUCCCAGCAAUGAACUUUUAGAACGUUCAGAAAUCAGAUUUAUACAGACAGCAGAGUUCUCGACAAUUAGGGUUUUCAAUUUCAGCUGAAUUCGAAAUGAAACCAAAUCAUCCUCUUCUCGAUCUGAUCUAACUUUUCUUUAAUUUUGAUUUAGCUUUUGGAUGAUGGAAAUGGAGUAUGUACGAGAAAUCCCGCAUAAUAGUCAAGUAGAUCGUCGACCUAGAAAAAGGCCUAGAAUUUCAACUUGGGACACUCCACAAUCUUCCAAGGCUCAGUCAGGAUUAUAUAGUGGCCAAGAGGUUGGAAAUUUCUCAAGCUUUGGACCAUCACGGAUACAUUUGGAGCAUCCUAGUCAUUUUGUGAAGGGAUUGGUUCAUAAAGGCUCUCCUCCAUGGCGUGAUGAUGACAAAGAUGGGCAUUACAUUUUUGAGCUUGGAGAAAAUUUAACGCCUCGCUACAAGAUUCUUAGAAAGAUUGGAGAAGGAACCUUCGGGCAGGUUUUAGAGUGCUGGGACAGGGAACUGAGAGAGGUAGUUGCCAUAAAGAUAAUCCGAAGUAUCAAAAAAUAUCGUGAUGCCGCAAUGAUAGAAAUUGAUGUACUUGAGGAGCUUGGGAGACACAACAGACAUGGAAAUGGUUGUGUUCAAAUACAAAACUGGUUUGACUAUCGUAACCAUAUUUGUAUUGUGUUUGAGAUGCUUGGGCCAAGCUUGUUUGAUUUUCUUCGGAAAAACAAUUAUCGAUCAUUUCCAGUUGAUUUGGUUCGUGAGAUUGGGCGGCAACUCUUGGAAUGUGUAGCAUUCAUGCAUGAUUUGCGCCUUGUCCACACUGAUUUGAAGCCAGAAAAUAUACUUUUAAUUUCUUCUGAAUAUGUGAAAAUACCAGACAAUAAGGGUACAUUGAGAGAGGGAAAGAGGUUACCAAAGUCGUGUGCAAUAAAGGUUAUUGAUUUUGGAAGCACAGCUCAUGGCACUCAACCACAUAACUAUAUUGUAUCAACGAGACACUACCGGGCUCCGGAAGUUAUCCUUGGGCUUGGAUGGAGUUACCCAUGUGAUUUAUGGAGUGUUGGUUGUAUCUUGGCAGAAUUGUGCUCAGGAGAGGCGUUGUUCCAAACCCAUGAAAAUUUGGAGCAUUUGGCAAUGAUGGAGAGGGUUUUGGGCCCCUUACCUGACCACAUGCUAAGAAGAGCUGAUCGACAUGCUGAGAAAUACAUCAGACGAGGAAGGUUGAACUGGCCUGAAGGUGCUACUUCCCGGGAAAGCAUUAAAGCUGUUCUGAAACUCGCCCGUCUUCAGAACUUAGUGAUGCAACAUGUCGAUCAUUCUGCUGGAGAUCUAAUAGACCUUUUACAAGGACUCCUUCAUUAUGACCCUUCAUUGAGGAUUACAGCCAGAGAAGCCCUCAGGCAUCCCUUUUUUACAAGAAACCGCUACAGGUUAUGAGAGCCAGUCUUUCAUUGUUGUCUUUUGUAUUAGUCUUUAUGUUUGUUGUAGAAUAGGCAUUUUUAUCAUCUUUUCCCCUUAAAAAAGUGGGAAAACACUAGAUCAAUACCUCUAGCAACAAUUACUCUUCAGUGCGAGUUUGUAAAUAAGAUGUUUUGAGAAAUUCAUCUUGAAGCUCAUUGCGCUGAAUCAUGCAAAGCCAGAUAAGAACCUAAAUUGCUUUUUCAAAAAAAGCCUGAUACCUUUCUUUCAGUCUUAAUGUGUUGCUUU